AUAAGAAUGACAGCUUUGUGGUUUUCAUUGUUUAAUACGUUGCUGACAACUGUGUGGUACCGCUCAAUGUGGAACAGACGAGCUCUGCUUUGCUUUUCUUCACAAGGUCCACUGAUUGCUCCUACCGCGCUGCGCAGCGGACAACCGUAGAUCUCCACAAUAAGACAGUGUCAUUUUUUCCCGAAAACAGACUCAGCUGCUGCUCAGCAUUCGUUUGUUUCUAGGCGGCACACAGGGGCGAGUGACACCUGUGAUGCCAAGUAUUCUGUCAGAACCGUAGACUUGCCUACGGCAGUAGCUCAAAAGCGCAAUCACAAAACAGAAGGUUUUUUAAUCUUCUCGUCUUAUUGGCUUCCGUCGCAACCUCCUGGAGUUAGACAUAAUGACAAGCAAAGAAGCGCGGUCGGUCAUCGACCUCAACAAGUUCCUUAACCAGCGCGUUCGAGUCAAAUUCAGUGGAGGGCGAGAGAUUACGGGUGUGCUGAAAGGACAUGACGCCGUCUCGAAUCUCGUUCUCGACGAAACUGAAGAAUUCCUGAGAGAUCCUGAGGACCCAUACAAGCUGCUAGAUCAAACCCGAACCCUGGGCUUGAUAGUCGCUCGUGGAACUGCUGUGGUGCUGAUUUCGCCGGUGGACGGCACAGAAGAAAUAGCGAAUCCGUUUGUAGACGCGUCUUCGUAAGCGGGAAACUUUGUUGCGUAAAAUCGUUUUUGUAACAGUGCAAACACCAUCUGCAGUAUGAUCAGUUGAGGGUCGAGACUUCUUCGCACCUGCUUUGUGC
Messenger RNA from Toxoplasma gondii ME49, 782 nucleotides. Its product is annotated as U6 snRNA-associated Sm family protein. Gene Ontology annotation, molecular function: RNA binding. The transcript has 4 exons. The coding region runs from base 383 to 682 and encodes 99 amino acids. Gene Ontology annotation, cellular component: U12-type spliceosomal complex; spliceosomal tri-snRNP complex; U2-type prespliceosome. The record is from RefSeq and is a predicted model, not a curated record. NCBI's taxonomy places the organism in Eukaryota, Apicomplexa, Conoidasida, Eucoccidiorida, Sarcocystidae. Gene Ontology annotation, biological process: mRNA splicing, via spliceosome; nuclear-transcribed mRNA catabolic process.